This is a messenger RNA of Rhineura floridana, 7079 nucleotides long. It is a transcript of the gene GLCE, whose product is annotated as glucuronic acid epimerase. Gene Ontology annotation, biological process: heparan sulfate proteoglycan biosynthetic process. Gene Ontology annotation, cellular component: Golgi apparatus. The record is from RefSeq and is a predicted model, not a curated record. Bases 426 to 2366 code for a protein of 646 amino acids. Gene Ontology annotation, molecular function: heparosan-N-sulfate-glucuronate 5-epimerase activity. The transcript is spliced from 7 exons. Lineage: Eukaryota; Metazoa; Chordata; Lepidosauria; Squamata; Rhineuridae.
CCGGAUGUGACCUGGCCAUUUGGCAUUUCUCCUUAGCGGCUUCAGGCUGCACACCUGCUUUCAAACCUGGCUGCUUAAAAGUGCUUCUAUUAUUGGACUUCCCUCUUUCAACAGUCCUCCUCGCCCAGUGCUGAAACAGAAGGAGCUGUUGGCAAUACGGAUCGCACAUGUUCCUCACAGACAUGCCACAGACCACCUGAAUGAAGCUCGUGGUCCACGGGCAACAUCUUGGAAACUUGGUCUAAGCCAGGGAUGGAGAACCUGUGGCCCUCCGGAUGAUGUUGGGCUGCGACUCCCAUCAGCCCAAGCCAGCAGAACAAAAUGUGGUUACUAGAAACCUUAAAAGCUUGGAUCCAGAGAUGCAUUAGUGUUUAGAGGCCUCCUUUUGACUUAAGGGCAUCUGACUAGCAUGUGCGAAAGGAGUCAUGGGUGAAAGGAAGGGAAGGCUGGUUAACCUCAAGGACUCGUCCAGGGUGAUCAAACUGUUGGAAGGCACAGGGAAGAGGUAUGAUGUGAAUAUGCGUUGCUUGGCGGCCCGGGUCAACUAUAAGACUCUGAUCGUCAUCUGCGUUCUCUUCACCCUGGUCACGGUCCUGCUGUGGAAUAGAUGCUCCAGCAACAGAGCAGCCCCAUUUCCACGUAAUCCAAGCAGUAGCUUCAGAGCAGAUGGACUGGAAAAGCGGGCAGCUGCGUCAGAGAGCAACAAGUAUAUGAAUGGCCCAGCCAAGCAGCAGAGCGAAGAGGCCUCACCCCAAGAGCAGCAGAAGGCUCCCCCUGUUGUCGGGGGCUUCCAUGGGAACAAGGUCCUGGGGAUAAAGUAUGAAGAAAUUGACUGUCUGAUCAACGAUGAGCACCCAAUCAAAGGCAGAAGGGAGGGGAAUGAGGUCUUCCUGCCAUUCUCCUGGGUGGAGAAGUACUUUGAAGUCUACGGGAAAAUUGCUCAGUAUGAUGGAUAUGACAGGUUUGAGUUCUCCCACAGUUACUCCAAAGUGUACGCACAGAGAGCGCCUUACCACCCAGACGGCGUCUUCAUGUCCUUCGAGGGCUACAAUGUGGAGGUCCGGGACAGAGUGAAGUGCAUCAGCGGCGUUGAAGGCGUGCCGCUGUCCACGCAGUGGGGCCCUCAAGGCUAUUUCUACCCCAUCCAGAUUGCUCAGUAUGGGCUGAGCCAUUACAGCAAGAAUCUGACGGAGAAACCUCCUCACGUAGAAGUGUACGAAACGGCUGAGGAAAAGGACCAAACCGGCCGGUCUGGCGACUGGACUGUGCCCAAAGGCUGUUCUGUCACAACGUUGCCCGACAAAGCCAGGUUCACAAACGUCAAGCAAUUUGUUGUUCCAGAAAAUUCCGAGGGAGCAUCUCUGCAGCUGGGGAACACGAGGGACUUCAUAAUUUCUUUUGACCUUAAGUUUGUAACCAAUGGGAGCGUCUCGGUGGUUCUUGAGACGACGGAGAAGAACCAGCUUUUCCGAGUACACUACACCUCAAACACUCAGUUGAUAGCUUUUAAGGAUAAAGACAUUUCUUACGGCAUUGGGUCCAGGACUAGCUGGAGCACGGUUACACGGGACCUCGUAACGGACCUAAGGAAGGGGGUUGGCCUCUCCAACACAAAAGCUGUCAAGCAGACUAAAAUCAUGCCCAAAAGAGUGGUCAAGUUGGUGGUGAAAGGGCAGGGCUUCAUUGACAAUGUCACCAUUUCAACCACAGCCCACAUGGCAGCUUUUUUUGCUGCCAGUGACUGGCUGGUGAGGAACCAGGAUGAAAAAGGUGGCUGGCCGAUUAUGGUGACCCGGAAGCUAGGGGAAGGCUUUAAAUCUCUGGAGCCCGGGUGGUACUCGGCCAUGGCACAAGGGCAGGCCAUUUCAACAUUGGUCAGGGCCUAUCUUUUGACAAAAGACCACACAUUCCUCAAUUCAGCUCUGCGGGCGACAACGCCUUACAAGUUGUUGUCAGAGCAACAUGGCGUGAAGGCCGUCUUUAUGAACAAACAUGACUGGUACGAGGAAUAUCCAACGUCGCCUAGCUCCUUUGUUUUGAAUGGGUUCAUGUAUUCUCUAAUUGGGCUGUACGACUUAAAGGAAACAGCGGGCGAGAAGCUAGGAAAAGAGGCGAAGCUUUUGUAUGACCGGGGCAUGGAGUCCCUGAAAGCGAUGCUCCCGCUCUAUGACACUGGCUCGGGAACCAUCUAUGACCUCCGUCACUUCAUACUCGGGACAGCGCCCAACUUGGCCCGGUGGGACUAUCACACCACCCACAUCAAUCAGCUCCAGCUGCUAAGCACCAUAGAUGAAGCCCCUAUAUUCAAAGAGUUUGUCAAGAGGUGGAAGAGCUACCUUAGAGGCGGUAGGGCGAAGCACAAUUAAAGCAGAGCUCCCAACCAAAAUUGAGUUUCCGUUGUCUGCGGUGCUUGGGAAUCGCCAUCUUUAAGCUUUGAGAAGGUGGUGCCCAAACUCUGUGUGUGAGUGUGUGUAGCUGAGCUUCUUUUCCUAAACAAACUCUAUUUUUGAAUAAGUGAUCCUUAAAACUCAUCUUUUUACAGCACUUGCAUUCCAGUGGAAAAAUACUUCAGAGCACGGAGGUAAAUAUUGCAAAGCAGGGCACCUGAUCAAAGGACAGAAUCAAAACUUAGUUAAUUUGUUUACUUGCCCACAGUGAUCCAUAAUGAUACUUGUGCAUAAUAUAAAAUGUUUUCUAGAGGGGGGAAAAAUACAGAAGCUAUAAUGAGUUUUGUAGCCCAGUGUUUGUCAGAUAAGCAGACUAUGGCCUCUGCAGGGGAGGGGAAAUGGGAUUUCCAUACAUUUGAGAGAAGAUUUGGAAGAAGAAAAUGUGCCAUGCCAGAAAUCUCUGUUUACUGUUAUCGCAGAGAGUGGAUGAUGUCUUUAUUUCUGUAUUUCCCUCCCUUUGGUGGGAAAGUACAGAGCUGUUUGUGUUAGAUUUCUGAAUAUUGAGAAAUACUUCAGAUGUUUGGUUUCUUUAAAGAUUUACAAAUGGGAUUUGUUGUUAAUGCUAUCAAGGAUGAGGCUUUACUGGGAAUUUCUGUGAAAGCUCCGUAGCGAGCAAGGAGAGCUGCAGAAGGGCAUCCCUCUGUGCCUUUGGGCCAUUCCCCUUUCCUUGCAAGGGAAGCUCCUGGUGGAAUAAGCCCAGUGGGCAACUUUGAACGCUUUGUUUUGUUCUGUAAGCACAACAACAAGCAGGACCAGUUGACUGCACAAAACCAUGGCCAUCUUGUCUACAACUGGUUCUAGCAUCACAUUUUAAACUUGUUCAAUAUCUUUCCUUGGCUUCCGUUUCAGACCUCUUGUAAUGAGAGUGGGAAUCUGGUCCUUUUGAUCAUUUACAGGGUUUCUUUUUCAUGUAAACCUGCUGGGAGGAACCUCUCCCCCCCCCCCGAUGUUGCUGAACUACAACUCCCAUCAUCCUUGGCCAUUGGCCAUGCUUUCUGGGGCUGAUGAGAAUUGCCCAGCAACAUCUGGAGCGCCUAAAGUUCUCCACUCUUGGUGUAAGCCGUUUUGUUGCUUGGGAGACGUCAAUUUUUGCCCUCAAUCUGGUGCCUCCAGAAGUGCAAGCCCAAUCAUCCCUGACCAAUUGGUUGUGCUGGCUGAGAGCUGUACUCCGAAAAAUCUGGAGGGCACCAAGUUAAGGAAGACACUGUGGUUCUUUUGAAACUAGGUACAAAUCAUUUGAGUGGGAAAAAAUCAGCUUGAUUUUUCAAGUGGCAUUACAGUUGAACAUUAUGGGAUUUUUUCUGUAGCAACUAGCUCUUGAAACUGCUAUUGGUCAUGAAGUUGGAUGGGCAGGAGGGAUUUUUAACUAUUUUGUUUUUGGAAAGUGAAUGAUUGUAUUUGACUGUCUGUAGGUCAUUCCUCUUCUGCAGUCACUCAUUACCUGGAUCCACAGUUCUUGCUUCUUCAUAAAUUCCUUUUCACUGGGACCACUGAUAUUUAUUUGGCGUUUUUACCCUAAUAUAAAUUGGCCAAGGGUGCAAUCUGUGGGGAAUUUCCACGUGAGAUAGAGGGGAGUAGCACAGGACCAAAACCGUGCAACUCUCGCCAAUCUCUGUGGAUGUCUUUGUAUCGGGGCACAGCUGUUCAUGGAUCAGCCCUCUUUCGCAUGCUCCUGUACACUCCAAGGUACUCAAAGGGGCUUCCAUUAAAGUGAGCACUUGGAGACUCAGGAAGAGAGUUAACUGAGGGCGUAACUCUUGAUUGGAAAUUCCCUUCCAAGACUUAGAAACUAUGGAUCACUUAUCUUUCAUAUGUCUUGGGUUACGUGGUGCAUCCUUCCUUUGGCAUUCCCCCUUCUGAUUUCCAGUUGCUGAGAAGCUGAUCAUUUUGAGAAAUGCAAGCAGGGGGCCAUGCAGGUUAGGAAAGGUGCCUUUCCAUUGAAGAUGUAGACCAAGGGAAGCCAACGUGGUGCCCUCCAGAUGUUGUUGGACUCCAACUCCCAUCAGACCCAGCCAACAUUGCCAAUGGUCAGGGAUGAUGGCAGCUGUUGCCCAGUAACAUCUGGAGGCCACCACAUUGGCUAUCCUGGAUCUAGAGAUGUUUUGCCUUGCCUACCUGCUUUGGCUUUUCAUUUCAGUGGGUACAAUUGCUGCUGGUAGAUAUAUCAGCAAAUUGCCUGAUCUUGCCCAGAGUCCAGUGUCACUCUCCACGUGUCACUCUGUUCUUAAUAUUAUCCUUUGAGGGUCAACGUCCAUGCUGUAGAUGCAUUCUAGCAAAACCAGGUACAUCUUCCUGGUACUUUUUCUUCUCAUACAGUGUCAGGUAUACAGAAGCACUGAUGAUUGCAUCGCCAGCUGACUGUGGAAGGAUGUGGGCAAACUCCAGAGAACAGCCUUUCCCCAUCCUGGUGUCCUUCAGAUGUCUUGGACAAUAUCCAUGGCAUAAUGCAGCCAUGCUGGGUAGGCCUGAUGAGAGCCAUAGUGCAAAACAUCUGGAGGGCACUAGGUGGGUGAAGCCUGCCUGAAACAUUUUGUGUUCAAAGGCCUGUUGGUAUGUUAGAACUUUUAAAUUCCUUGGCACUAGCAACGCAGUCUUAGGAGCCAAGGCUGCUAGAUAAUGUCCUGCUCCCACAGAUCUUGAUGAGAAUCAAAGCAAGUUGGGGCCUGAGUGCUUCCAGAGCGGCUGCCUCUGACUCUGUGUGUGGUUUCUGAAGGGGGAAACUGGAAAGGAAAGUGUACAAACUACAAAGAGAAAAUGCAGAGUGUCCGAGGAGACAGAACUGAGGGGGGGAAGAGUGAAUUGAUAUCACAGAAGGGACAGGCCUUGGAAACCAGCUGUCUUCAGCAAUGUUUCCUUCUGUUCUUCCUGGAAGCCAGCAAGCUGAACAAAUGUAAAUGGUCUUGACCAGCCUUCCCCAACCCUGGUGCCUUCCAGAUGUUUUGGACUACAACUCUUGUCAGCAGCAGCAUCAUACAGCUUGCUGGCUGGGACUGAAGGGUGUUGAACUCAAAAACAUCUGGAGAGCAACAGGUUGGGGAAGGCUGGUCUAAAAAGCAGGUGUGUCGUUCUGAGCCCUGGAAAUAUAUCCUUGCCAGUGAUACCAAAGUGUUUAGCCAAAUGAUUUUUCCUCUCCAGCACUUGAUUAUGUAUGUCAGAGCAAGACCCAAAUCCUGUUGCAAAUCAUGGGCAACUAGAUUCAGUGCAAACUUGUUUGGUGUACUGUUUUGAUGAUAUGUUAGUGCCUUAACCACGUGGCCAUAACUUCCUCUUGCAAUAGGAAGGGAGUUAGUUUUAGUGGUGGCACUGAUGGUUCUGUGAUUACGUCUCACAAUGGCAUUCCCAGGGCUUUGUAGGCUUGUCUUGCACGUUGGCUUGAGAUUGUCAAGUGGUGCAAGCUUGUCUUUGGGAAAUUAACACUGAUCUAGCUGUCACUCAAAUUGUGCAGCCGGCUGCUUGCCACUUCUCUUGCUGCCCUGCGACAGACCCUGUCACCAGCUGUUCACGGUGCCUGUGAUGGAGGUUAGGAGCGGAGAUUCACAUUCAGGUAGGCUAUGGUUGGUGGGAAUCCUCUUCUGAGCAGUAGGGAUCUCAAGUGUUUCCGUUUUAGUACGUUGUCUUUGGCCCAAUGUUUACAAAGUGGGUUGCAUCUAACCAAGUCAUACUCAAGAGUAGACCCAUUGAAAUCAGUGAACUUAAGUUGAUCAUGUCCCUGCUUUCAGUGGGUCUACUCUGUUACUUAGUUGGAGCAAGACUCAAUGCUUCUGACCAUCUAAGCAUGACUGGGUGAACUGAUUCCCCAUCCUGCCCCCAUGCAGAUUGCCCCACAUUUCCUUCCUCCAUCAGGGCGAUGAGUGGCUCAUCACCUGCACUGACAUUAGCGCUUAUUUUAAACCAGAGGUUGGAGCUGAUUUGCAAAUUUGUUCAAGGUGAUGUGUUAGUGUUGGUGGGGCUCUAAUGCUACGUUGUGGUUAGCUUCCAAAAGGAAAGGCGGUGGGGUGGGGGUGGAAGAGUCCACGAGAGAGCAGGGAAGGAGUACGGGAGCCCUUGCAUGCUCCUAAUGUGCUCACUUAGAUGUCACCCCUGUGUUGGGCCUCCAUGCCAGCCUUUUUCCAUUGGGGGGACUGCUGUGAGCAAUGAUGGAAUUCCAAGGAGACAAAACCAACUUUAGUAUUUUUUCUCUAUUUUUUUUUUAAGUUGGGGGCAUGAAAUGUUGGGGGGACAUGGAUGCUGAUGUGUUGCGACCCACAGAGCUAAACCAAUGCCUUUAGUUCCUAGCUGGCACAGCCCUUUCUCAGUUUGUGCUAUUGUGCAGAAAUGUUGGGAAAUGCAACCCGGUGACACACAAGCACAACUGUUGGCGUGCAACCAUUUUCCUUGCUGUCCUUUUGAGACUUCCACUGAAAAUUGCUGCUUUUCAUCCACCUUGUAAUUGCAUUAUUGUCCUCUUAUUUUCACUUCCUCUUCCCUUUUUACAUGUGGGGUUUAAACCAUGUGUUUAAUAUGCAAUAAAUUGUUUACAGGAUGCCCUUUGGAGGGCGAUGAGUCCUUUGUGAAGCUGUACAGACUUAGUGGGUUAAGCACAAUGUGCACAGGUUAGUUUUAUACAUGGCAAGACAUGAUUUUUUUGCAGUA